GCCCCAGGUGGCCCCUCCUGCUCCUGUUUGCGCCGCUUUGCCUCCCCGGCCCGCAGGCUACAACUAUGCCUCGCCCGCUGAUGGGGGUUUCGCUCUAGCGCUUCUCAAGCCCCGCCCUGCCCCUGCCCCCGCCCCUGCUAAUUCCCCCUGCCUUGCCCCUGCCCUGCUAAACCCCUGCCCCUGCUCCUGCCCCUGCUCAAUUCCCUGCCUUUCCCUGCCCCUGCCCUGCUCAAACCCCUGCCUUUGUUCCCUGCUGCCCUCUAAAGCCCCGCUUUGCCCCUCCCCUCCCCUUGCCCUGCCCUGCUCAGCCCCUCCCUUGCCCCUGCCCGCUCAGUCCCUGCCCUUGCCCCGCUCCAGCUCAGUCCCUGCCCUUCCCCCUGCUCCACUCAAGUCCCUGCCCUUGCCCCUGCUCCACUCAGGCUCUCGCUCCACUCUGCCCACCAGGGCCCCGCAUUUGCCUUACCGCUGCUAA
Messenger RNA from Penaeus monodon (black tiger shrimp), 472 nucleotides. Its product is annotated as vegetative cell wall protein gp1-like. The transcript is spliced from 2 exons. The record is from RefSeq and is a predicted model, not a curated record. The annotation marks the transcript as partial. NCBI's taxonomy places the organism in Eukaryota, Metazoa, Arthropoda, Malacostraca, Decapoda, Penaeidae.